Messenger RNA from Panicum hallii, 1821 nucleotides. RefSeq lists its product as uncharacterized. Bases 230 to 1525 code for a protein of 431 amino acids. The transcript is spliced from 10 exons. The record is from RefSeq and is a predicted model, not a curated record. NCBI's taxonomy places the organism in Eukaryota, Viridiplantae, Streptophyta, Magnoliopsida, Poales, Poaceae.
CUCAAAGCGGGAGCUCUCUCUGUUUCUUCCCCCUUUCGGCCUUUCCCUUCUCUCUGUCUCUCUCCUCUGUCUUCCUUCCCUGGCGGCGACGACUGGGCGAGCGGCGGCGCCAUUCGUCACGUCUUCGCCCAGCCCUUUGCCGGCGACGAGCAUCCACCAGGAUGUUCUUGCACCAGCAAGAGCCUGAUUAGCAUGCCCAGCUUCAAAACAAGGCCAACAGACUAGCACAAUGGAGGAUAAGGAUAAAUCAGACGGGUGGGAUGAGGAUUUGGAAGAAGCUGAUGAGUUGGUGUGUGUGCACAAAGCUGUUAGCACCUCUUUCCUUGCUUCUGGAAUAAGCAGAAGGAGCAAAAGUGAAAAGAAGCCCAGAUUCUCAAUACUUGGACAUGGUUUUGUUCCAUAUGAUGUAAAGACAGAAAUCUUGCAUAUUGCGGGGCAAGAAGGUUCAUCUGGAGCUCCAUCAACUAAAGUUUCACAAACUAUGGUGGCUGAACAGUUGGAAAAUAUCGAUGAAGAAUCUGAAGAUUUGGCACCGGAGUUUCCCCUUCGAACCAAGAAUACAAAUACUUCAGUUUCAGAGCUACUGGAAGAUUUACAGGGUAGAAGUGGCUCUUCUGUGAGGAAACCAUCUGCGUUGCACCAACACAUGCUGAAUAUCAGGGAGCAAGAAGUUUCGUCUAGGGUGCCACCAGAUAAAGUUUCACAAGCUUUGAAGGCUGAACUUUUUGGAAAUAUCAAGGAAGGAUCUGAAGAUCUGCCAUCAGAGGUUACCUGUCCGGCGAAGAAAGCAAAUCUUUCAGUUGCUGAACUUCUAGAAGAUCUACAGGGUAGAAGUAGCUCUUCUGUUGGGACAGUAUUGUUGCACCAACACACGAGAUCUAAAGAUUGGAAGCCAAAACCCCCCAGUUCCGAGAAGAAAACACUAGCUAUUUUAGGAGAGAGGAGUAUUGACAGUGAGGAUCCCUUGGAGCAUAUAAUUGAUGGAACAUCUAGUGAAGAGGAAGAUGUUACGGAUAACCACUUGACUUUGGUGAACAAAGAUGUGAAGCAGCAUACUAUGGCUGACCUCUUCCAAGAAGUUUUCAAUCCAACAAACAUGGAGGUUGCCAUGCUUCCACUGAGAUCAACAGGAGCUGGUUAUCAUGGAAGGAUGCAACAGAUUAUGCAGAUGGAAAAAGACAGGCAUGCAGAGUUCUUGAGACAGUUUAAUAUAGAGCAAGGUUGUUUAGGUGACUCAAAAGGAAUUACUGUUCAGGUUAUGUCAAGGUCGUUGGAAGGGAAGCUAACAGUCUGCUGCUGCUUGUUCCAGGAAAAGAGCAAUUCUACCAUUAGAAGUGAUGCCUCAACAGACCAUGCUAUGAAUGAGAGCAGAACUAAGAGGACCAUCAUAUUCAGUCCAAAGAUAUGUGACAAUGUGGAUCUUCUGGUAGGAAACAUAAUUCGCAUCUUCCCACCAUGGAAGGAAGUGAAAUUACAAGAUGAAGACGUGAUGCUAUGCACCUACUUCUCGCAUCAUGGGGCAUGAUUGUGGAGGCUCUACUGUUCUGCAAGCUAAAUAACUGUCUCUGAAGUCAUGGCAGUCACCAAACAAACUGCAUGGCCUGCCGAUUGCUAGGAACCCUUCCUUAGGUGUUGGUGUACUAGGAGAUUCGUCCGAUCGUAUAGUAUACAAUCCGUAGUUGUUGUCUUGAACAUAGACGCUGUUGCUGUUCUCACUGUGCCAGAGCCUGUGUCUGGAUGUUUUUCCUUCAUCCUGCUGAAUGCUGAUACAGUAAUAACUAAUGAACCCAGACCCCUGGCAGGUCGAAAUAGUUCGGAGAA